This is a messenger RNA of Mercenaria mercenaria, 4906 nucleotides long. Its product is annotated as zinc finger protein 98-like. The transcript has 2 exons. Lineage: Eukaryota; Metazoa; Mollusca; Bivalvia; Venerida; Veneridae. Gene Ontology annotation, biological process: regulation of DNA-templated transcription. The record is from RefSeq and is a predicted model, not a curated record. The coding region runs from base 977 to 1942 and encodes 321 amino acids. Gene Ontology annotation, molecular function: DNA-binding transcription factor activity, RNA polymerase II-specific; RNA polymerase II cis-regulatory region sequence-specific DNA binding.
UUUCCCCUUAAGUAGGCUCGCCAUUUGUCCAGAAAUGAAAGUGUUUUACAAAAAAUCAGAUUAAAUGUUAUUAAAAUACGAAUGAAUUAAUUGAAAACUGAUUUAAAAGCAUUCAACAUCAUAACAUUAAGGUCUUUGCAGAUCGCUAAACGAUUCAUUAUCAUUACACCAACUUAGCAGAGAAGAGUGAAGUAAAAUGCACACAUCUUUACAAAUACACAGAGCCUGAACAUCACUAUAGACUACUGAAGUGAAUCAAAGACGUAAAAAAAUGGUACUAGCAGCUUCCUCGCUUGGCACUCAGCAUUAACAGGGAUAGUGCUAGGACUGGUCAGCCCGGUGUCAGUAUAAUGUGACUGGGUGGGGUAUCAUGCCACGUGUCUACGGCGUGAUAUUCCAGUGAGGCAGCACUAUUAAGUUGGGCAUUGUGCUCGCUGCUACAGGUAGACACCGUCGUUUAUAUGACUGAAAAAUUGUUGGAAAAGACGUUAAACCCGAACACACAAUACUGAAGUGAAUCUGCACAUAUUCGAUAUUUCUUAUGAACCCAUUACCAACACAUAUAUUCACAAAACGCAAAAUAAAGCAUAUAUGAGACAUAUGGGAAUAUACCCAUGAGAGCAAUGCCGUUAAUAGUACGUUUAUGAAAGUGGAUGUAUUUGAAACAGUUAUUUGAAUUAACAUGUAACAUUAUAUGAAGAAUGUUAAGAGUCAUUUGAAGAAACACAUAAGAAUGUAUACAAGAGUAAAAUGCAUUGUAAUAUUGUUACCGAAUCGGUCUGGUAAAGACAUGUUCAAAAGAAGGAACUGGGAUCUGUAGAUACAUAUGAAAGAACAUACAGGGGAGAAAAGCUAUCCAUGUAAGGUUUCUCACUCCUUGUAAUGAAAGUUAUAUUCCUAACGAUCGAUAUAAGAGAAUACAUACAGAGAGGAAUGCUUUGAAUGUCAUAUUUGUGAUUAUGUAUUUAGGAGUUGUAUGACAAUGCAGUCAGGAGAAAAACGCUUGACGUGUGGCGUUUGUGAUUAUGCAUGUAAUAAAAGCAGUAUUAUGAAAAUACAUAUGACAGUACAUACAGGAGAAAAGCGCUUUAAAUGUGAUGUUUGUGAUUAUGCAUGUAAUGUUAGUAGUAAUCUGAAAAGACAUAUGGCAAUACAUGCAGAAGAAAAGCGCUUUAAAUGUGAUGUUUGUGAUUAUGCAUGUAAUGUUAGUAGUAAUCUGAAAAGACAUAUGGCAAUACAUGCAGAAGAAAAGCGCUUUAAAUGUGAUGUUUGUGAUUAUGCAUGUAAUGAUAGUAGUAAUCUGAAAAAACAUAUGGCAAUACAUACAGGAGAGAAACGCCUUACAUGUGGUGUUUGUGAUUAUACAUGUAAUAGAAACAGAAGUAUGAAAAUACAUAUGACAGUUCAUACAGGCGAAAAAUGCUUUAAAUGUGAUGUUUGUGAGUAUGCAUGUAAUGCAAGAGGUCAUCUGAAAACACAUAUGACUGUACAUACAGGAGAAAAGCGCUUUAAAUGUGAUGUUUGUGAUUAUGCAUGUAAUGUUAGUAGUAAUCUGAAAAGACAUAUGGCAAUACAUGCAGAAGAAAAGCGCUUUAAAUGUGAUGUUUGUGAUUAUGCAUGUAAUGUUAGUAGUAAUCUGAAAAGACAUAUGGCAAUACAUGCAGAAGAAAAGCGCUUUAAAUGUGAUGUUUGUGAUUAUGCAUGUAAUGAUAGUAGUAAUCUGAAAAAACAUAUGGCAAUACAUACAGGAGAGAAACGCCUUACAUGUGGUGUUUGUGAUUAUACAUGUAAUAGAAACAGUAGUAUGAAAAUACAUAUGACAGGUCAUACAGGCGAAAAAUGCUUUAAAUGUGAUGUUUGUGAGUAUGCAUGUAAUGAAAUAGGUCGUCUGAAAACACAUAUGACAGUUCAUACUGGAGAAAAGCACUUUAAAUGCAUGUAAUGCAAGCAGUCAGUUGGAAAAACAUAUGAGGAUACAUGCAAGAGAGAAACGUUUUAAAUGUGACGUUUGUGCAUGCGAAUGUGAUGUAUGUAGCCGUAUGAAAAGACAUAUGACAAUACAUACUGGGGAAAAGCGUUUUAAGUGUGAUGUUUGUGAUUUUGCAUGCAAUCAAAGCAGUAGUCUGACAAGACAUAUGACAAUACAUGCAGGAGAAAAACGCUUUAAAUGUGAUGUUUUUUUAUUUUAAUAUGCAUAUUUGUAAUCAAAGUGGUAAUCUGAAGAAAAAGAAAAAACUCAUAAAUCAAUACAUACAGGAGACAAAUGCUUCAGAUAUAUGAUAUUUGUGAGUAUGCAUGUGUUCAACGCGGUCAACAGCAGGGCAUGUGAGAAAACAUAAGGGAGAGAAAUGCUUAAAAUGUGAUAUUUGUGAUUGUAUACAUUAUUACAGAAGUAGUUUGAAAACACAUGAAAUUACAUGUACAUGCAGGAGUAAAAAUUCUGAUUUUAGAUUUAACUCGAGUUUAAAAUCUUAGUAUUUCAAGAAACAUUCAAAUCUAAUAUCAUUAUAAACAAGAUAGUUUUUAGUGUUUAUGAUUAUUGAUUCAGUAUACAUGUACUAGGUUAAAAAAUUGGAGAGCGGUGCCUUUGUAUUUACCUGUUUAUUGCAUGUUUACCUAUAAUAUAGUAAGAAAAGUUUAAAGAGAAUUCCUAUAUUUUUUUUUUCCUUUCAUAGAAUUUUUUUUUAAUUCACAUAUAUGAUAGGAAAAUUUGUGCUGAAAACAAUGAACAAAUAAAAACAGUAGGUCACCAGGCUUGUUUUUGUGAAAAAUAGUUUUGAACACACCCACUGUUGCUGAAACUGCCAGCGAUUUUUCAACAUUUUUAUAAUUUUCUCCAUUUCUAAAAAUACCGACCAAAAUAUACAUCAAGACAGCACAAUAAGGUUUUUUCUUUUUUUACAGAUUUUAUUAUAUACUUAUUUGAUAUCAUAGUGAUAUUUGUAAUACUCUAUCCUUGUAAUAAUGGGUACAAAUGAAAAAAAAUAUAUUGUUUCAUAUUUACUUUUGUGAACUUUUUUCAAUGAAAAAUACCCAUAGUGAAGAAUAUUUUUUUUAAAUUUUGAAAAACUCUUUCAUAGAUUGAUUACAUGUAUGUCUGCUAGAAGUUAAAAAAAGGUUUUAAAAAUGCUUAAUUAUUUCUAUAAAUGAAUACUAAAUAAUCUGAAAGGUGAUAUUGUCUUAUCAGUACUAAGUCAAUUAUCUUACAUUAUAUGAACAACACUGUCUUUGUACUAAAAUGCGAUGUGAAAACACAACCACAAAAAUAGCAAGAUACCUGUCAGGCAUGAUACUUGUCAAUACAACAUAAACCAGAAUCAACAUUUGAUUACUGAUAAAACUUAUCAAAAAUGUUAUUUCAUUCAAGAUUCCUCAUAUUUAAGAUUGCCUGUAACAUGUUUCAACAAAUGUUGACUUCAGUUCAGUUUUCCAUAGAAAGUGUCGGCUGCGCAGAAAGAUGCGCAUAAAAAACUAUAGGAAUUCCCUUUAGCAAAAGAAACUAUCCAGAUGUAUAACUUGUAUAUUUUGAAAUAAAAAAAAUAAUGUUUCAAAUUUGAGACCAAAAUUACACCUGAAGAUCUUCACAUGAUAAAUUUUUAACAGUCAAUCAACCAUGAAGUCAGUGGUCCCACAAUAGCCGUUUGAAAGGCUAUAUCUUCUGCGCGUCAAUUGCAUUGUAACAUCUCAAUAGAGCUCUCGCGCUAAUUUUUCUUUGUCGUGCAGUGUAACCAACAAUAUUUUUUAAACUUUAUGCUGUUUCUCGAGUUAGCCAAUUAUCAAUAUUUCCAAUGACAAUAAAAUUUCACAAAGACAAUUGUUAAUUACAGGCGCACGUGAAUUUCGUGCAAAACGGCUAUUGUGGGACUACUGCCUUCGCGGUGGAUUGAUUUUUUUUUAAUUUUACAAGUGAAGUUCUUCAAGUGUAAUGUGAUAUGAAAAAUACAAGUGAUUUAUAAAUUAAAGUUUUUAAAUAAAAAAAUACCUCAGUUAUAAAACUGGAUAGUUUCUUCUGCUGUUCAGUAUAGUAUCAUUUUUAUGUCUAUUGGCGUCUACUAGAAUAAUAAUUUUCUAUUUCAGUUAUAUUGAAUACUGUAUAAAAUCAAAUGCCUUUGUAGCUGUAGUUUGUUUCGUAUCGUACAAUACGGGAUUGAAAAUAAGUUAUUUCACGAAAAAUACACGACAUUACGCUCCAGAUAAUAAAGCUAAAACUGAACUAUUCGUGGUUUUGCUACUGUGAAACGUCAUGACGGCAUGAGAAAAAACGAUAACAGAAACAUUUUCAGCAUAAAAUUUAUACUAUUUAUAGAUACUCGUGUAAUGAUAAAAAUAAUGUACGAGACACUACGGAUUGGGUGCAUAAUAUCCAUAAAUCCGCAGUUACAAAUGGUUUAUCUGACGUAGUUUGUUUGCAACAGCAGCCAUUAAGUGCCAUGUGGCAGCUGUAAUAAGUCUCCCGUACUUGGACUCAGUGUUGCUGCAUUUUCUGGUCGUUUGGGAUCAUGGGGAACAUUCCAUGUGAUCAUGGGGAACAUUCCAUGUACUAUGAUAUCACUCCGCUUAAGCUUGAUAUUUGUUUGAUUUUGUAAUGAAACUAUCAAUUCUUUGAAAUACAUGUAUCUUGGGCUUUUGCAAAGAAUUGAAACCUUCGCUUUUUAUCUUACGCAUCGAUAAAUACUAGCAUGGCUGUAUGGUAACGAAUACGUUUUCAGGAAAAUGUGUUGUUCUGAGACAUGUUUGCCGCAAUUCGAUACAGUAACUGGCCCACUAAUCGCAAUUUUUAAAAUCUGGACUGUACGCUUAAUCGAAAAACUGUAGGCCUAUUCAAAACUUCUUUUCAUUCUUAUAUUUCAAUGUUUUGACUUUGUUUUAUGAUAACCAACAGUUAAAAGUAUUAGUUAUAAUUCCU